Molecule: messenger RNA, 1308 nt
Organism: Penicillium cinerascens
Lineage: Eukaryota; Fungi; Ascomycota; Eurotiomycetes; Eurotiales; Aspergillaceae
Exons: 3
Coding region: 1-1308 (435 amino acids)
Source: RefSeq, a predicted model, not a curated record
AUGCAACGGCGGGUGUCUAGUUUCAUUUUCCCCUUUGGGCUCAUCUUCACCAACAUUCUCACGGGGGCGUCUCCAUCUCCUCGGAGAUAUGACCCCUUGACGACUGUCCGCUUACGAGCUGAAUCUGAACCUCGUAUCUGGAAGGAUCUAAUCUCCAGCCGGGUCCAGAAUGGAACCAGUCAGGUUCGAUUCGACAUCUCGACCCCCUGGGCAACCUUAACCACGGAUGCUUUGCUCAAACUCGACAGCCCACAAGUGACCUUGAUUAACGCAUCCGUGUUUGACUGGUGGUACUUCGAUGCCGUCUCAGAUACGAACCCCGGUGACUCUUUCGUAGUCACCUUUUUCACAUCCUCUGCGACGGCGUUCCCAUUCUUGGAUUCGGGCGAGUCGUCUAUUCUCAUCGCUUAUAUGUGGGCUUCCUUUGCCAAUGGAACCGUCUUUUCGGAGUUCCUGCCCGCGACUUUCGCUAUCGUUGCCGGUGGAGAUGGUGCGGCGGCUCCGAGUUUGGGGAACUGGUCCUCCGCAGGGUUUAGCUGGACGGCUCAAAAGGAGGACUUGUCCCAUUAUGAGAUCAACAUUGCCUCGGAGAAGAUACAGGUGGAGGGUCGAUUUACUUUGUCCUCGGGCCUCACACCGCAUCUGCCUUGCGGAAUACAAUCUGAAACAACGGACCUUGAGAUUGCACCCCAUAUUGGAUGGGCAAGUCUGACGCCGGAUGCCGUUGGAACAGUGGACAUGAACAUUCAGGGAUCAAAGCUGUGGUUUCAGGGCCCGGCAUAUCACGACAAGAACUGGUCUGAUAGACCCUUCAUAGAGUCAGUUCAGAGUUGGUACUGGGGCCAUGGCCGUCUUGGCCCUUACUCGAUCGUGUGGUUCAGCUACCUCGCACUCAAUGACCCCACCAAUACCACCUACGUGAGCAGCUAUGUUGCCAAGGAUGGACAUGUUCUCAUCUCAUCCUGUAAUUCCUCGAUUCUCACCGUGCGUCCGUUUGUGACCUCGGAAACUACGAGUGACCGCUACCCUCCCCGCGCGGGCGACAUUCCGGGUGGAUUCAAACUGGAAUUUGACUUGGGAGGCUCGAACAGCUGGUUGAUAGUCAAUGUCUUGGUUGACACUCUUGUGGCUGGGGACCGUGAAUACUACAUGCGAUGGACGGGCAAGAUGACGGGGGAGAUUUUGCAGGUGCAGAGCGAAAAGCGUCAGGAUGCUUGCCCGGCAACACCGUCCGAGACACGAAGCGUGACCGGCCAGUCUGAGCUUACUGGUGUCGCAGUCUUUGAACAGUUCGCUCUCCUGGAAUAG